AUGCGGUUCGUCAAACUCAAAAUUCGUGAUGCGACUCCGAGCCAUGAGACGAUGUACGUCGAGCGUUCACCAGGAGGCAAACUCCAUCUUGUGCGCGAGAAGCAAGCCCCGCCAAGUCCCAAGUCACGCGAUGUUCAAGUAGUCAAGGUGUUUGAGAAACUCCCCGAGAAGCGUCACGUGGCUGUUGAAGCAGCAGAACCGAAACACAAGCACGAACAUCAUCGAGGCAUGGACCACGAAAAGUCAUGCAGAGACGGCAUUCGCAUCGAAAUCAUUGGAUUUCAGAAUGAUCACAAGCAACCCCGCAUAUCGAUCUCUGUCGGCGCAGGAGAGCGCAGCGCAGCCCGCCAGCCACAUCCGUCUCCGUCUCCAUCUCCAUCUCCAUCCCCUGUCGUUGAGGUACGCGAGCCACGCCAUGUCAAAGUCAAGGAGAAGCCUCAUGUCGAGUUGAGAAAGGUGAAACUGGAGAAAGUUCGUCCAGCAGAACAUCGCCAUCGUGAUAUCCCCGUCUCUCCCCAGCCCGACGCACAUCGACAUCUCCGACGUUUGCAUAUCAAGUUGCCAGAUCCGAAGCCAGAUCCGAAGCCACAGCCUCGCCACAUGCUGAAUGAUGAAAUCCCAAUUUGGGACAAGGAUUUGCGAGCCUGGGUCGUGAAGAGAUCUCCACGAGUUCGCUUUGCUUGA
This is a messenger RNA of Capronia epimyces CBS 606.96, 684 nucleotides long. RefSeq lists its product as uncharacterized. Lineage: Eukaryota; Fungi; Ascomycota; Eurotiomycetes; Chaetothyriales; Herpotrichiellaceae. The coding region runs from base 1 to 684 and encodes 227 amino acids. The transcript has a single exon. The record is from RefSeq and is a predicted model, not a curated record.